Messenger RNA from Rotaria sp. Silwood2, 2568 nucleotides. The record is from the annotation of a GenBank genome assembly. Lineage: Eukaryota; Metazoa; Rotifera; Eurotatoria; Philodinida; Philodinidae.
AUGUCAACGGUUAACGUACUCUUUAUUGCUUUUUUUUCAUCAAUGACUAUUAUCAAUGGACAAUUAAAUUGUUCCAUAUAUAAUCCAUGUGGUCAAUAUGGAUAUUGUCGUGAUAAUUCGGAUGGUGAAUGGACUUGUGAAUGUAAAUUUUGGUGGAAUGGAACAUUAUGUGAUGAACAAACAAGUAGUGGAAAACAAGUUAUUGCACUUGGUUGUAUAUUAGCUUUUCUUAUGGCAAUUUUUUAUGGUUUACAAAUUAUGCAAUGUAUUCGAAACAAACGACGAAAACCAAAAGAAGAUAAAAAAAAAGAGGUCUUACGAAAUCCAACAAUAGUUCAUCUUGCAUUAAAAAAUGUUAAAAGAUCAGCUCGUCUAUCUUCAUGUUUGGUUGCUUGUUUAACAAUAAUCUUUACUUGUGUAGCACUUAUUUCAAAAUGGUCUUUAAUACAACCAAUACAUAAUGAACUUGUUACCAAAUAUUUGACAAAUCAAUCACUUUAUUAUGUAAAAAAUUCUUUUUGUGAUACGAUGUCUCUUCAAGAUUUUAAUGUUAUAACAUUUCCUGUUGCUUGUUUUUUAAUUCUUAUACUUAUAAUAAGAACCAAACGAAUAUCUCUAGUGCCUAAUCUAUGUUAUGGAUAUGGAGCACCACCAAUGCCUGUUGAUUUUCUUUCCGAUGUUGAUCGAAAAUUUGCUGCUUUCAUUUUUGCUGUAUGUGCAGAUGAAUUAUUAUUUAUAAUGCUAUCAGUAAUUGACGGUACUGCGAGUAAAGGUGAAGGUGUCAUUAUUACUUAUCUUUUACGUGUUCUUCAAGUAUUAAUCAUGGGAGUUCGUUAUUAUGCACUUUUAGCAGCUGUUUAUUUAAAUACAAUUUUUGUAUUAGCAUGUGCAACAAUAUAUGCUUGGCUUGACUAUGCGAUAACAAUAAUUAAUCAAGGCAUGUGUGAAUCAGAUUUUUAUCCAACAUACAAUGAUUAUUUGAACAAUGCAAGUAGUAUUGAUUAUAUGUUUGAUUAUUUUGGUACUGGUCCUAAUUUAAUUGCCAUACAAUUAUGUACAGAUAUACCAAGAUUUUUAUGUUUAGCUUAUAUAAAUGUUAAAAUACCAAUGUUAUUAAUAAGAAAAAUUUUUUUUAGAUGCAAAAAAGAUCUACCAUUAGAAAAGAGAAUAUUAAUGAAAUUAACACGAGAACAAAGAAUACUUAUUCAUAUAUCAGAACCGAAUUCAGUUGAAAUGCUUUAUGUUAAAAAUUUAUUUCGUUCAGCUAAAAAUCGUCCAAAAAGUCAAGCAUUAUUUGCUCGUUUAAUACCAACAAAAAUUUAUGAAUGGAGAGAUGAUUAUCGUUUUUCAACACGAAUUAUUUGUCUUUAUUCAUCAAUAUUUCUUCUUUUAUAUUUAGUUACUAUUCAAGCAUGUAUACAAGUUCUACCUUUAAUAUCAGGAAUUCAACAAACUCUUCAACUAGUAGUUGAUUUAAUUUCAUCAAUAUUUAUUUCUAAGCCUGAUGAUACUGAUGGUGAAAAUGUUAGUAGUAAUACAUCAAAUUUUCCACUUCCAUCAUUAACCAGAUCUUAUCUAUUUGCUAUAUUUCUGACAUUAACAAUAAUAAUUAUACAAUUAUUAGUAUUACUUGUUAAUAUUCGUAGAAAUUCAUUUCAAUCAUUUCGUGGUGAUGAUAGUGAAAUACCACGACGACAACGAUCACAUUAUGUUUCAUAUGCAGCAGGAAAUUUUCAUUUUGCUGGAUAUUUUAUUGGCUAUUUAAUAUGGGGUUAUAUGAUAAUAGCAGUAUUUUCAUUUCUAUUAUGUUUAACUAUUGAUGCGUUUAUUAUAUAUGGAAGUGUUCGAUUAGUUGAAACGAUUUUAAAAAUUGUUAUACCAAGUAUUUUAUUUGUACUUUUUAAACAAUAUCUUAACAAAAUUCUUGCACAAUAUAUAUUUUUACAACAUAGUGGAGAAGUUCUUGCAUUAAAUAAUCGUCGGUUCUUAAUGAUAUUUAUUUAUUUUAAUUUCUUCUUAGAUGCUUUUCUUGGUUUUAUAUCUUCAGUCGUUCGUUUAAUUAAAAGUGUUAUUGGUGGAAUUGCUUAUAUGUGUCGUUUAGAUUAUUCUCCAUUGGGUCGUAAAUUGGAAACAAUGGAUGGUGGUUUUAGUGCUUAUUGUGGCUUUAUACAUACUGAAUGUACUCAUCGACAUCCAAUUAUGUUAGCUGUUGUUUCACAUUUUUAUACUCAAAUUAAAAUGAAAGAAUUGAAAAUGAACAUGAUGAAAACUCAUGAUUUAACAGCCGACGAAAAAUAUGAAGUGAAAAGACCGAUAUCUCAAUCAAGAUAUGUACGUAAAUGGAAAUUAGCUGUUUUUCUUACACAAAAUCCAACACUUGUUUUUUUUCGUAAAGCAUUUCUUAAUCAAUUACAUAUUGAAGAAAUUCGUUAUGUAAAUGAUGUUGAUAAUGAUGAUAAAAGUAAUGUACAACGAAGGUUAUCUGUUUAUACACGUCGAAUGUCUGCUGCUCGACCCAGUAUUGCUUCUGAUAACACAUUAAAAUACUUUGACGACCGUCGAUUUUAA